Messenger RNA from Rhizopus microsporus ATCC 52813, 447 nucleotides. RefSeq names its product calmodulin mutant SYNCAM64B. The transcript is spliced from 4 exons. NCBI's taxonomy places the organism in Eukaryota, Fungi, Mucoromycota, Mucoromycetes, Mucorales, Rhizopodaceae. The record is from RefSeq and is a predicted model, not a curated record. Gene Ontology annotation, molecular function: enzyme regulator activity; calcium ion binding. The coding region runs from base 1 to 447 and encodes 148 amino acids.
AUGAGUGAUCAACUUUCACAAGAACAAAUUGCUGAAUAUCGUGAAGCCUUUCAAUUAUUUGAUAAAAAUGGUGACGGUAGCAUCAGUGCCAACGAACUUGGUGUCGUUCUUCGUUCAUUUGGUAUGAAUCCUAGUGAAUCUGAACUUCAGGAUAUGGUCAACGAUGUUGAUGCUGAUGGAAAUGGUCAAAUAGAUUUUAACGAAUUCCUCGGCCUUGUCAAAAACUUGAAGAGUGACCAUGAUACCGAUGAUCUUCAAGAAGCAUUCAAAGUUUUUGAUGCAGAUGGAAAUGGUGUAAUUGAUCGUGAAGAACUACACAAAGUUAUGUCAUCACUGAAUGAGACUUUAACAGAAGAAGAAUUAGAUGCCAUGAUCAAGGAAGCCGAUAGUAAUGGAGAUGGUAAAAUAAGUUUUGAAGAAUUUAAGGCUAUGAUGGGCGGAAGAUAA